Molecule: messenger RNA, 3689 nt
Organism: Scylla paramamosain (green mud crab)
Lineage: Eukaryota; Metazoa; Arthropoda; Malacostraca; Decapoda; Portunidae
Product: myotubularin-related protein 10-B-like
Exons: 15
Coding region: 127-2409 (760 amino acids)
Biological process (GO): phosphatidylinositol dephosphorylation
Cellular component (GO): cytoplasm; membrane
Molecular function (GO): phosphatidylinositol-3-phosphate phosphatase activity
Source: RefSeq, a predicted model, not a curated record
UAUGUCUACCUGUCUCCCCGUACAAGGAAUCGGACGCGGUGUGUUUUGGGGCAGAUGUGUCAAGAUGAGACACACAUAGAACAUCAUUUUUACCCUUGAUUUACCAAUUCCCCAGUCUCCUGCACCAUGAAUUCCCACAGGAAGAGCACGCCCUCGGCCAGAUUCACGACUUACAUAGACUUUGAGGAGAUUAACAACGGACUCACUACAGUGGGCGAAACUGUCUCGCUGAGACCGAUAGAUGUUCCCGAAGAGACGAAUGUGGAUGAGGAGAAGAUAGAGCCUCAACUUCUUCCAGGGGAGAUCAUGAUAGCGAGGGCCAACAAUGUCCUCAAGUUUGCACCUCUGAAAGCCAACCGAACCGGCAUCUCCGGCACCUUGUUUGUCACCAACUUUAAGGUUUCUUUUGUCACCUCACUUCCAGUGGAGGCCAAGGAGAGAGAAAUGCACAGCAAGAGCCUUCAGAAUCGCUUCCUUGGCGUGCAUGACGUGUGCCUCUCAGAAGUGGACAUGGUCAAUCAGUUUUCAGAAGACAAUACCAAGAAGAAACGUUUGCUGUACAAUGCCCAGAUGCCUCCCAGACUCUCAGGACUGCAGCUGGUGCUUAAGAGUCUGCGUGUCAUAAACUUCAGCUUUAAGUUCACCCCGACUGGCGAGGACAUCCGAGUGGCCCAGGCAUUGCUGCACCAUGCAUUCCCUACCUCUAUAGACCACCUGUUCCUCUCCUGUGGCUACCCCCCCUCCUCACCUGGCAUUCCUGACUUCUGCAGAGCAGUAGACUGGGAACAUGAGCUUCAAAGAACUCGGUGUCCCAACUGGAGGGUUUCCAAGCACAAUGAGUUCUUCAACCUCUGUGCAUCCUUACCAACAGUCCUAGUUGUGCCUCGAGACCUUCUGGAUGCACAACUGGAGCAGGCAGCCCAGCACUUCCAGGGGACCCGGCCACCAGUAUGGUGUUGGGGCACGCCAGCUGGUGCAGCUCUUGUCCGCAUGGCCCAGAUAUCACCUAGCAUCACUGACAACAAUGACAAUCCGGUGGCCCGUGUCCCUGUGCUAGCCUUGCAAGCUGCCAGUGGCUUCCUAGUGGGGAGGACAGGAUGGCAAUGGGCGGAGAGGGGGCUACAUCUCGCCCUUGAGGAGGGGAAGCCUAGCCACAGUAGGUUGUCGGUGUCAAAGUCUGUUGGCAGCAACAUGAAGAAAAGGAAAGUGGAUGAAGCUUCCCAGCAACAGGAGAACAGGAUGAUGGGAUUGGUGCAUCGCUGCCACCCCAUGAGGCUGCAACCAAAGAUCUUUGACCUUGACCAAAUACUGCCUUCCCUCAAAGAGAUCCAGAUCUCAUACAUUAAAUUAAGAGAGUUGCACACACCAGAUGACCCAACACAAUUCUGGGAGCAGGAUCGCCACUACUUCAGUCGCUUAGAAUCCUCUCGCUGGCUCUCCCAUAUCAGCAAGUGCCUAGAGGUGGCCCAGAACGCUGCCACAGCCAUCCUGCACCAGAACAGCUCUGUCAUCCUCCAGGACGCCACUGGAUGUGACCUGAGUGCUGUCAUUUCAUCCCUAGUCCAGCUGUUGCUUGACCCACACAUGCGCACUAUCCGGGGUUUCCACUGCCUCAUCCAGAAGGAGUGGGUUGCCCUCGGCCAUCCCUUCACCAAGCGCCUCGGCCACACCAGGAACCAGCUGGAAGAGCAGAGUCCAGUGUGGCUGCUGUUCCUGGAUUGUGUGUACCAGGUGAGCCUGCAGCACCACACAGCCCUGGAGUUCACCUCAGAGUACCUGGUGGCCCUGUGGCAUGCUGCUCACUGCUCACUACACUCCAGCUUCAUGUUCAACUCUGUCAAUGCCAAAUAUAGUGCAAGUGAUGUCCUUCAGCGAGAGAACCCACAGCAGCCAAUCUACCUGAGACCGGUGUGGAGCUGGUGGGCAGAAGACAAAAGUAUUAUUGAGAAUGAGCAGAAUGGAUCUGAUGAGGAACCUUUGGAUAGUAAAAUCUCAGCCAGGGAGGCUUUUCUCAAUGUCCAUUACAUUCAGAAACUGUUCAAGUCACUGGCUAUCAGUGGGGCAGUGAGGCGCAUCAGUGACCCGCUGUCCAGCGCCUACCACACCUGGCAGCACAUUGACUGCCUCAUGGGAGAAACCAGGCAGCUGCCGUAUGACCCAUCCACACCCAUCGUUCCCUUACAGCUGGAUGGAAGCUUGAGGCUGGAUAUCAGUCUAAGUAACCUCAGGCCUUGGCUGGGCUGCUUCUGUGCCUGGCUGUCUGAGCCGGCCAUGCUGACGCUCAAUGACUCAGAGUCUUUGCUGAAGGAUUCCUCUCCAGCCUCCCACCACUGGUCACACAUCCAUGAAAUGUACAACACUAUGAAGGAUCUCUUGUCACAGAGCCUAGCUAAUGGAGCUGCUCAGUAGCUUGUCUGGUGGUGCAGUUGCUUGCUGUACCAUAAGACUUCAUACUAAUCACAGAGUUGGUUAAUAGAAAAGACUUGUGAUAACCCACUUUUUCAGUCAUGGACUGUGAAAGAGUUAACCAGGCGUGACUGUUGGCUGGUGGGUGUUAAGCUCUGAGAGCGAUGCCCUUGUUGAGUAUCACAGCUCGCCAAAAGGUGAAUCUGUGAGAGAAAUUUAACUACAGAUAACAUGUGAUAUUUCAUACUGGCUCAUAUAUCAGUAUGGAUAUUUUGGGUUUUAAAAUGGUGCAUGUGUGUAUGUGUGACAAGUGAAAAGGGUUGCGCUGAGAAAUAUACUUCCAUUUUGGCCCUUAAUUUAUCCUGUGGGACUGUGUGUAUGUGUGUGCAUCAUGUGUUUGUUAAAUAUGGGGACUAGUGAUGAUGAGGGGAAAUUAGAACUUAAGAUGGUGCAGAAGUAAUAAUGUUUGCAAGAGUUACAACUAUGUCUUCCUUCAGCCAAAGUUUACAAUCUGUGUGUGUGUGUGUGUGUGUGUGUGUGUGUGUGUGUGUGUGUGUGUGUGUGUGUGUGUGUGUGUGUGUGUGUGUGUGUGUGUGUGUGUGUGUGUGUGUAAGUUGUUGUUGGUAGACAGGGGUGUUGAGGCUUUGCUACUUGCUGGACACUGGAAUCAAGAGGCAACAGUCAGAGAUUAUCUGAACCUUGAGUGGCAUGGUAUGUCCUCUAAGUGGUGCCAUAUGACCUCAUUGUGUGGCACAAGAAACAAUCUGUCAGUCAGUCUGUAUUUAAGUACAGGGGUCACUGGUGAAAAAAUCCCAAAGAAUAUGUUUGUGAUUCAUUAUUACUCUACACAAUAUGGAAUGGAUGUCACAGUGUGAAUUAAAUUAUUCCUCAAGGAAGUGAAAACAGGCCUAGUUAGGAUAAGCCAUAAUUAAUUGCAGAUGUAGCAGGAUAUUGUGAUGUCUUCCUAAAAUGCUAAUAUCUUUAGUAACACUAAACACCCUUAGUAACAACAUAAGUCACUCUUGUUGCAGAUAUGUUUACAAUUUCUUUAAUUAGAAAAUAUAUCUUGAUUCUUGCCUCUUGUAUUCAUGCAUGGCAGACAAGGCAGAUUUCCACUUAGUUAUAUUUAUAUUGUUUAAUUUAAACAGACUUCUGUGCACCAUCAUACCUGAGUAUAUUUGCUGUCCUUCAGCUGAUGUGAAUGGCUUACAGGUUAUCCAGUUUGUAACUCUCUCUCUCUCUCUCUCUCUCUCUCUCUCUCUCUCUCUCUCUCUCUCUCUCUC